UUAACUGUAUCACCAAAAUCAUCUACUACUAUCAAUUCUUUUUCUUAAGUGACAAAAACAUGUGCCAUGGUAGAUGGUUGUCAUAAAUACCGGCAGUUUAUCAAAGUGACACAUCUGCUGACUUGGUACACCUCUCCCUCCCUCUCAUCUUUUCCUGGCUUUUCGACUUACACCUGCCAACCAGUCAUGAGGGUUGAUACAAAUACCUUAAGCUACUGGUUAAACUGGAGAUUCUUCCUUUGUGCAUUGGGGGUUUUCACAUCUAUGGUAGCAGCGACAAUGGUUAUUUGGAAAUACGAAAGUUCUGCUACUAGUAAAACCCAUAGACAAGGCAAUGAACAGCAAACUGUUGGGCAUCUGUAUAGGGAUGAAGCUUGGAGAACAUGUUCAAAGUCAAUUGAUCCUGCUUGGCUUCUUGCUAUCCGGAUGGUUGCCUUUAUCGUGCUCCUCACAUUGUUGUCGUUUGAUAUAUUCAUUGAUGGGGGCGGAAUAUUCUUUUAUUACACUUCGUGGACAUUUGCAUUGGUCACACUCUAUUUUGGGAUUGGGUCGUUGUUCUCCAUUUAUGGAUGCUUCUACUGUUGCAAUGAAGUUGAUAGUGAUAGGGUUGAUAUUGCAAAUUCAGACAUGGAGCGAAGCACUUACAUGACUCCCACAUUUGCGGAAAAUGCAGAUCUCUCUGAUAUUACCAAAAACUUGGUGAACAGGGAUGAACUGUCUGUCGGUAAAAGUGCAGAUAUAUGGGGCUUUAUCUUUCAAGUAACCUUUCAGAUUUGUGCAGGAGCUGUGAUGCUUACUGACAUCAUCUAUUGGUUUGUCCUUUAUCCAUUUUUUACUCCCAAAGAUCAUGAAUUAAAUUUCCUUGAGGUGAGCAUGCACUCACUCAAUUUUGUAUUCCUGAUUGCUGACAUCAUUUUGAAUCGCUUGAGGUUUCCUUUCUUCCGUAUUGCAUAUUUUGUCCAGUUCACUUGUAUAUAUGUCAUAUUCCAAUGGACCAUCCAUGCCUGUGUUUCCAUGAAGUGGCCAUAUCAAUAUCUAGACUUGUCAUCUCCAUAUGCUCCCAUAUGGUAUCUAGCCACUGGUUUGGUUCAGCUACCUGGCUACAGUAUCAUUUUUCUAAUAGUUCAGACAAAGCACGUCUGUUUGUCAAGAUUAUCCUUUUGUUGAAGCUGUGUAGUACUGUAGGCUGAGCAAGAGUUGAGCAUUUACAAGCUUAGUUCUCACCAACAUUUCUGCAAUUAUCAUAGAGAGUGCUAGUAAAUAGUACAUUAAGAUUCUGUACAGUAUCCAUAAAAAUGAAUCUUUAUAUCGUUGAUAUUGUAAACAGGAAUUAUAUAUGCUUCUUUAUUAAGGGUUCUUGUUGAAUUAACAAGGCAGUGUUACAACUUGUUCAUAUAAAUUAAAGAUUCAUAUGAUUGUCUUUCUUGUAAA
Molecule: messenger RNA, 1431 nt
Organism: Daucus carota subsp. sativus
Lineage: Eukaryota; Viridiplantae; Streptophyta; Magnoliopsida; Apiales; Apiaceae
Exons: 9
Coding region: 67-1167 (366 amino acids)
Cellular component (GO): membrane
Source: RefSeq, a predicted model, not a curated record